This is a messenger RNA of Ficedula albicollis (Collared flycatcher), 957 nucleotides long. RefSeq names its product SFT2 domain containing 3 (gene SFT2D3). Gene Ontology annotation, cellular component: membrane. Bases 1 to 774 code for a protein of 257 amino acids. The transcript is spliced from 5 exons. Lineage: Eukaryota; Metazoa; Chordata; Aves; Passeriformes; Muscicapidae. Gene Ontology annotation, biological process: vesicle-mediated transport. The record is from RefSeq and is a predicted model, not a curated record.
AUGAGAGGCUGCCCCUGGGAGGCCAAGCCUCCUCAGUUCUCCCAGCCCUCAGAAGCUUCGCAGAACCCCUACACCGUCAGUCUCAUCCCUCCUCAGCCCUCCUUGCCCCCACAGCCCCCUCAGAGCCCCCAUAGCCCUCACAAUCCCUGCAGAACCCCCACACCCUACCACAACCCUCACAGAUCUCCUUGCCCCUAUAGCCCCCUCAGAGCCCCCACAGCCCUCAGAACCCCGCAGAACUCCCACACCGCCCGUCUCACCCCUCCACAGCAUUCACAGCCCUCACGGCCCCCGCGCACGCGCCCCGCGCCUCACGCUGCCCCGCGCAUGCGCGCCCCGCUCCCCGGGGGCGCCGGCGGCUCGCAGGAGGAGGCGGGGGACAGCGGCGGGCUGCGGGCCUGGCUGGGGGCGCUGAACCCGUUCCCGGCGGGCUCUCCCCCGGGCGCCACGGUGUGGCCUUGGACGGGAGAGGAGGACCCGUGGCUGCUGGGGCUGUCGCGCUGGCAGCGGCUGGCGGGCAGCGGGCUGUGCGUGCUUCUGGCCGCGCUGUGCUUCGGGCUGGCCGGGCUGUGCGUGCCGCUGCUGCUGCUGCGCGCCCGCAAGUUCGCGCUGCUCUGGUCGCUGGGCUCGCUGUGCGCGCUGGGCGCCGCCGCGCUGCUGCGCGGGGGGGCCGCGCUCCUGGCCGCGCUGCCCGGCGGUGCCGCCGGCCUGCGCCGCCUCUCCGGGCUGCUCCGCGCCGCCGUGUGCGGCCGGGGCAAGGCUCUGCCGCUGUGAGCCCGACUCUGCCGCUGUGCUGUGAGCCCGGCUUGCUGCGAGCCCGGCUCUGCCGCUGUGCUGUCAGCCCGGCUUGUUGCGAGCCCGGCUCUGCCGCUGUGAGCCCGGCUCUGCCGCUGUGGUACGAGUCCGGCUCUGCCGCUGUGAGCCCGACUCCACCGCUGUGCUGUGAGCCCGGCUUGC